Molecule: messenger RNA, 351 nt
Organism: Eimeria acervulina
Lineage: Eukaryota; Apicomplexa; Conoidasida; Eucoccidiorida; Eimeriidae
Exons: 1
Coding region: 1-351 (116 amino acids)
Source: RefSeq, a predicted model, not a curated record
AUGAGCAUCAGCAGCAGCAUGACCAACAGCAUCAACAGCAGCAUCAGCACCAACAUGAACAUCAGCUCACUGCUGCUGCAUCACCAGCAGCAGCAGCAUCACCAACAGCAGCAUGACCAGCAGCAGCAGCAUGACCAGCAGCAGCAGCAUGACCAGCAGCAGCAGCAUGACCAGCAGCAGCAGCAACAUGACCAGCAGCAGCAGCAUGACCAGCGGCAGCAGCAUGACCAGCAGCAGCAGCAACAGCAACAGCAAGAGGAGGAGGAGGAGAAGAGCUUACAGGUUCAAGAGCAAAUAGGAAGAGUGAGUAUUUACCGAUUAGCGGAAAUACACCUGAAGAGGCCAACUUAA